AUCUCACCUUCUGAUUUUUAUACCGAGGACGGUUCAAGUAUUUAAAUCAUUUUUUGUCACUUGUUCUCUACAUUUCCAUAUUAAUCUACACUCUUUGUCCUGCACUUUAGUUUAGACACUCUUUGCCUCUCACUUUAAUUUUUUCCUGCCCUGCCCUACACUCUUUUGCCUCUUUCACUGAUCACCAUGAAAAGAUUUCAUAGUGAUAGUAAAUUCUUUACUUUUUCGAUCUUGAUUUUCCUUGUUGUACUCCCGACUCUAGUCGUUGCUGAGUGCACGUGCGAUCGAGAAGAUGAGGAGCGUGACAAAUCAAAAGCUUUAAGGUACAAAAUAGCGGCUUUGGUAUCAAUACUAGUUGCUGGCGCGAUCGGCGUGUGCAUUCCACUUCUUGGCAAAGUUAUAUCCGCUUUGAGCCCUGAGAAGGAUACCUUCUUCAUCAUUAAGGCCUUUGCGGCAGGAGUGAUAUUAUCAACCGGUUUUAUUCAUGUCCUACCGGACGCUUUCGAGAACCUCACGUCGCCUUGUUUAAAGGAGCAUCCAUGGGGUGAGUUUCCUUUCACUGGCUUUGUGGCUAUGUGCACUGCCAUGGGUACUCUUAUGGUUGACACUUAUGCCACGGCUUAUUUUAAAAAACAUCAUCAUUCACAAGAUGAGGCCACAGAUGUAGAAAAGGAAUCAGGGCAUGAAGGACAUGUGCAUCUUCACACACAUGCAACACAUGGUCAUGCACAUGGGCAUGUUCCAACUGAUGAUGAUCAAUCAUCGGAACUUCUUCGUCAUAGGGUCAUAUCACAGGUGUUGGAGGUAGGAAUUAUUGUUCAUUCUAUCAUCAUUGGAAUUUCUUUGGGAGCUUCAGAGAGUCCUAAAACAAUAAGACCACUGAUGGCUGCAUUGAUUUUUCAUCAAUUUUUUGAAGGCAUGGGACUUGGAAGUUGUAUAACUCAGGCAAAUUUCAAGAAGUUAUCUAUUACAUUAAUGGGGUUAUUCUUUGCUUUAACAACUCCAAUGGGAAUUGGAAUUGGCAUAGGGAUCACUAAAGUUUACGAUGAAAACAGUCCAACUGCCCUUAUUGUGGAAGGAAUCUUCAAUGCAGCAUCAGCUGGGAUAUUGAUUUACAUGGCACUUGUAGAUCUUCUUGCUGCAGAUUUUAUGAAUCCAAGAAUGCAAAAAAGUGGCAGCCUCCGAUUAGGAGCCAAUCUCUCUCUUCUACUUGGAGCUGGUUGUAUGUCUCUUCUGGCUAAAUGGGCUUAAGAUAGAAUGAGAGUUUUUAGUGGAGGAGAGUACGGUGAACUUUUUUGGCCCAACCCAAAAAACUUUUGUUUUUAAUACAUGCAUUGGCUUUUUAAUAGAUAAUCAAACACAGCCUAAGCUGUUCAUAUAUUUUUUACUUUUCUCCACUUCCAAAUUUUUCUGCUUUCAGUUUGGUGUUGUUUCCUACUGUGUAAUUAAUGUACAUCAUAACUGUUUUGAUGAUGGUGUUACAUAAUGGAAGAUUAUUUUCCAUAUAGGUUUAGAGGCA
Glycine soja is the source of this 1519-nucleotide messenger RNA. Its product is annotated as zinc transporter 8-like. Gene Ontology annotation, cellular component: plasma membrane. Gene Ontology annotation, molecular function: zinc ion transmembrane transporter activity. The transcript has 3 exons. NCBI's taxonomy places the organism in Eukaryota, Viridiplantae, Streptophyta, Magnoliopsida, Fabales, Fabaceae. Bases 187 to 1251 code for a protein of 354 amino acids. Gene Ontology annotation, biological process: zinc ion transmembrane transport. The record is from RefSeq and is a predicted model, not a curated record.